UUUUAAAUCCACGAAUGACAGCAAAAAUCUACUCUUGACACCAAGUCCCCCUCCAAAUGUCUAAUUCAGAAGGCCGAAGGGCAGACCGGAGCCUCUCCGAGACUUGCGGGCCUGAUGGGGUUGUGUGUGCUCUGAUUUCUCUAGGCUUGUUUUUAUAGAAACAAAGAAUGAGUUCACUCCCUCCUUCCUGAGACUUGUGCAUAUUUACAGAGCUCAACUGCAGUUUUAAUAAAACAUCUGUUCUUGCUUCUGCUGAUGAGUUUCCAUAAUUGUUUUCAGACAAAUUUAACAGGAAAAUAUAAAUAUAUUUAGAAAAAGCCAAGUCCCAGCUCUCCCUUUCCUCCAGCAUAUAUAGCCAUUCUUUUGCCAAAAAAAAUUAGAUUAACACAAAAUGAGGAAAAGGAAAAUAAAAGCCAAUGGAGGGAAGAUGGAGCUCAUCUGACCUGUUUCUCCCCCCUUGCAGCGAAUCCUUCUAGUAAAUUUCAGCUGCAUAAUUAAAGAUCUAACUAAAAGAAGGCAGCUUCUUUCCUUAGGAACAGAAGGAGAUGGAGGAGAGUGUGCUGGAAAUUAAUUUUUGCCAAAAGUCUUUAAGCAGUGAGGGGAUUUAUUUGUACUUCUGCUUCCCCUUCUCUCCCCCUGCCAGCAUUUCUGCUUUUUCCCCUCAGCAGCUGGUUUCUGUUCAUUAUAAAUCGGCGAGACCUUUCAGUCUUUGCCCUCUGUUUAGGGACGUAAUAAAACACUUAACUUUCCCCAGCCUGAGACUUACAUUCUGCUCCUCAGGUCGCCCACCCCCAAGCCCACUGACUUUAGGCCCCCAAAGAGACUCUCCCCAACUUUUAGGGCCCCUUUCCUCUUCAGAUCUAUUUGAGGAGGGGUCGGUAGAAACUUAGGCCACCUUGCUGGAAGGGCUGUAGCACAUGCUUUUCCUAAAAUCUCCCUCUUUCUUUCAAGGUCCCUCCCUCCCCUCACUCACUCAUAAAAGAGAUUUGAAAAUACAUAGAAAAUCAGCACCUAUUGAAAGCAAAGCCUCAUUAAGACAUCCUAUCUUCCAUCAUUCAAUUUGUUGUACAUUGCAACAAUUUAAUAUCUCGAAGGAAAUAUCACUGACAUGAUUUAUCCCUUCAGCAAUCUUGCUCUGCAAUAAGGGGAGAAUUUCCUCUUUCUUCCGGCUUCCCCUACUUGUUACAUUGCUACCCUCAGGGGCAGAAAGGAGGCUGGGAACUUUGAAAGAGGCUACUUGUGUCCAGGGGUGCACUGACUUGUUCCCUACCUCAGCCCCAGGCUACCCCCUCGCCCUGGUCUUCUCUCUCCCUACCUUCUUGCCCUCCAGGGGGACUGGAGCCCCAGCCAGCUGUGGGAAUCCUCUGCCCAGGCAUGCCAUGAUCCAGGACAGCUGGAUCGAGAGCAGAAAGGAGCUCACAUUGGUGUCUAUAUUUGUACCUGCAAUGUGUCCCCCAAAUGAAAUUAUUCUUAAAUUUUCUUUCUUGAUGGAAGCCCACUCCUCUAUUCUUUCACCUUUAUCUCUUUAGGAUGAAUAGUCCUAAAGGAGGAACCUUUAUAAUUAUAGAGAUCUUUUCCUCUACCCUUUUAAAUACCAACCAAUGCCCCUCCUUUCUGAAGGAUGGGGGCUGGAUUUUUAAAAGCCAACACAAAUUGUCUGGCAGGAAGACGCUUCAGCCCCCUAACGAGGUUCAUGUGUUAACUAACACGUUGUCUGCACCAGCUCCUACACACUGUCUGCUUUUGGGUUGGAAACUUUAUUUUCCCCCCUAGCGACACUCCAGGGAAACCUUAACGUUACAGAAGAUGAAUAAACGAGUUUUUUCCCAGCGUAGUCCCGUUUAUGGCUUUAUUGCUACCCAUUGAUUACUCCGCUUUGUUACACAGAAGGAAAAGAUCAUAAAAUCCGGCGACAUCCGGGUUCUUGUUAUAGCCAGUCUCCCCCACCCCCCAAAAUAGUAUAUGUGGGGAAAAUAUGAGCUUUCACUAUUCUCUACACACACCCCACUGCCCCCCUUUGUCAACUCAAGGCAUUUUCUGUGUAUGUUGCGACAUCAAAUUAAGUUUGGAUGAAUCAGGAGAGAAAUCUCCAUCUGCACACCUUCCACUGCUUCAGUUAGCCCACUGCAGCUUCCUCUAAGCUUCCACACAGCUGCCUCUUCCUAACAGCCCCUCUCUCAUUUUCUUCCAGCCAUAAGAUGAGGGGUGGGGAGUGUGUGUAGGAUAGAGGCUGUUCAGAGUGCAGAGAUGACUGACACUUGGGCAAAAGAGCUCCCCAACAGUCCUUUACUAGAGUCUUCAAGCCUGAAAACUCAGGUCCAGGGGCGCCUCCCCUGGCGGGGCAGUGAAUCCAGCUGGGGCAGGGGGCUUCUGCCCUGUACAGGGGUGUGAGCUUGCUGGAGCUAACUGUCCACUAAAAUACCACCAGUUUUCUCCUUCUGCCUGGAACCUACAUGAAAUACCCCACUGGCCCUGGCUAGCUCCAAAUCAUAAAUUCUCACCAACAUAAACAGGAGUUGAUGUCUCUAGAACGACUCCGUUUGCUUUCUUUCUUCUCUCUCUCACUCUCUUUCUCUUCUUCUUUUUCUCCCUUACCUAUACCACUUUUUAUACAUUUUCCCUUUUAGGUAAAAGUUGUUGUAAGUGUUUCCCUCAAAGGGGGGACCUGGGGAGGAGGCAGAAGGAGGCUAGAAGGCAGGGGAGAGCAGCUGUAUUCCUCCUCUGCCCACUUCAACUCUGCUACUGUACCCUGAAAUCUCACCCUCAACCUUUAGAUCCAGUUGCUCCCUACAUCCCCUCUACAUAAAGGUUCUUUAGCUCUGCUCUUCUUCCUGUGGGCUUUAUUCAUUUUCUUUUUCUUUUGAUUUUUUUUCUUUUAGUGUUGGGGGGGGGUAUGCUGGUUUAGUGGUUUAGUGGCAGAGACUUCCUUCCUUCUUCAAACCAGGAUGUCUUGUAGAAUUGUAAGAACCCCCUUGAAUUGGGAAGGAGUUUCUUUCAUGAAGCAAUCAGAAUGCAAUUUAAAUAGGGGCAGAUUUUUAAUGGGAUAAAAUAGAAAAUACAGAAAAUUCUCUGGCCCUGGCCACAGCACAGCAAAGUUAGCUGGGGCUGAGCAAUUUCUUGAAAGUACUUCUCUCCUUUCCCUGGACUCCAAGGCCCUGCUUGUGGAUAUGUACCCUCCUUCACCCCAACCAGUUCCAUUAUAUAUAUGUAUGUAUGUAUAUGUAUAUAUUUUUAACAAGAAAUCCAAGUCUUACUUUCAAAGCAUACACACUUAGUCUCAACUAGGGAAUCAACAGAAGCAGAAGCGAUUUUUUUCCCCCUUCUUGACAUCUGGCUUGCGAUUGGCUGGAAGGGGGUCAGCUGACUUUGUCAUUUUGUCUGUCCUGGAUUGGAGCCGUCCCUAUAACCAUCUAGUUCCGACUACAAACUGGAGACAGAAAUAAAUAUUAAAGAAAUCAUAGCCCGACCAGGUAAAGGCAAAGGGAUGAAUUCCUACUUCACUAACCCUUCCUUAUCCUGCCACCUCGCCGGGGGCCAGGAAGUCCUUCCCAACGUCGCCCUCAAUUCCACCGCCUAUGAUCCUGUGAGGCAUUUCUCGACCUAUGGAGCAGCCGUUGCCCAGAACCGGAUCUACUCGACUCCCUUUUAUUCGCCACAGGAGAAUGUCGUAUUCAGUUCCAGCCGGGGGCCGUAUGACUAUGGAUCUAAUUCCUUUUACCAGGAGAAAGACAUGCUUUCAAACUGCAGACAAAACACCUUAGGACAUAACACACAGACCUCAAUCGCUCAGGAUUUUAGUUCUGAGCAGGGCAGGACUGCGCCCCAGGACCAGAAAGCCAGUAUCCAGAUUUACCCCUGGAUGCAGCGAAUGAAUUCGCACAGUGGGGUCGGUUACGGAGCGGACCGGAGGCGCGGCCGCCAGAUCUACUCGCGGUACCAGACCCUGGAACUGGAGAAGGAAUUUCACUUCAAUCGCUACCUAACACGGCGCCGGCGCAUCGAGAUCGCCAACGCGCUCUGCCUGACCGAACGACAGAUCAAAAUCUGGUUCCAGAACCGCCGGAUGAAGUGGAAAAAAGAAUCUAAUCUCACGUCCACGCUCUCGGGGGGCGGCGGAGGGGCUGCGGCUGACAGCCUGGGUGGAAAGGAAGAAAAGCGGGAAGAGACAGAAGAGGAGAAGCAGAAAGAGUGACCAAGAUUAUCCUUGCCACCCCCUUCUCUCCUUCUCCCCAGCUCACCCCAACUCCCUCCCUCCCCCCAUCACACACUCUGUAUUUAUCACUGGCACAAUGGAUAUGUUUUGACUUCCUGAAACAAAAUUAGGGAGUCAGACGUGGACCUGAAAAAUCAGCUCUGGACCCCCUCCUUCCCUUCCUUGCACAACUCCUCUUGCGCCUCCUCCUAGCUCCCUCGCUAGCUCCGGUCCCCCCCCCCCUCCCCCGGCUUGUCUGCAGGCCCUUUCCCAGCCCAGGCCUUGGGGGCUCCGUCCCUGAACCUCGCUUCAAACUCCACAGAUUUCUCUCCAAAUGAAGAUCUGUCCCCUCUCAACACUCCCUGGAUGCCUCCCCCCUCCAUCCCCGAGCAGAGAAGCUGGCUUCUGGGCCCGGGGCCUCCAUUCUGGGGCCUCAAGGCCUGGCCUGGUGAGCCGGGGAGGGCAGGAGGCCCAAGGAGGGGGGCCCCUUGGCCCCUCCCAGUCACCCCCCAGGGCCUCCCCUAUAACCUUUAUCCGGUCCCCCUUUACCCCAGCAAAUGCCCAGCCCAGGCAAAUUGUAUUUAAAAGAUUCCUGGGGGUCAUUAUGGCAUAUUACAAACUGUGACCGUUUCUGUGUGAAUAUUUUUAGCUGUAUUUGUGGUCUCUGUAUUUAUAUUUAUGUUUAGCACCGUCAGUGUUCCGAUCUCAUUUUAAAAAAGGGGAAAAAAAAGAGUGAAAAAAUCACCAAGAAAAAAAAAAGAAGAAAAAAAGUGAAUGACGUUUGUUUAGCCAGUAGGAGAAAAUAAAUAAAUAAAUCCCUUCGUGUUACCCUCCUGUAUAAAUCCGAUCUCUGGAUCCGUUCUCGAAUAUUUAAUAAAAUUGAUAUUAUUUUUAAAA
Messenger RNA from Perognathus longimembris pacificus (Pacific pocket mouse), 5089 nucleotides. It is a transcript of the gene Hoxc6, whose product is annotated as homeobox C6. The record is from RefSeq and is a predicted model, not a curated record. Gene Ontology annotation, molecular function: DNA-binding transcription factor activity, RNA polymerase II-specific; RNA polymerase II cis-regulatory region sequence-specific DNA binding. Bases 3485 to 4192 code for a protein of 235 amino acids. Gene Ontology annotation, biological process: anterior/posterior pattern specification; regulation of transcription by RNA polymerase II. Lineage: Eukaryota; Metazoa; Chordata; Mammalia; Rodentia; Heteromyidae. The transcript has 2 exons. Gene Ontology annotation, cellular component: nucleus.